AUGGAUAUGAAUGAAGUCCAAUCAAGGCUCCUGUCGCAAUCAGUUGAGCCGUCUGACAACUCGAGUGAUAUACUCCUUUUCGAUGCUUCCAGAGAUAGACGUAGAAGCAAGAAGAAACAUCCGACUGUAAAGCGGGCCGAGGAGCUGCUAAGAAUGUGCAACCUGAAAUUUGAGCCGGGCACUUUCGGCGUGGGUGAGGUAGCCAAGGCUGUCAUCUGCUUCGACAUCGCCUGCCACCUGAUGGGCAGCACAGCAGUGGAUGCGCGCAAGGCAGCCAAGCUGAGUGGCAUGUCUCCACCUGCAUACGCCCGGGCGCGAGCAGCCAUUCAGAACGCUCUAGGCGUCAGCUGUACUAUUCUGUGCGCUGUGCGCGUGCAGGUCGCAGUUGAGCCUACCCCAGUUGGCCCUUCAGUUUGGGUGCAUGCGAGUGCUGGAGUCCACCCAACGCAACCUGCACAUGUGAGGAAAGGGAAGGGGGAAAGUGGAUGGAUUUAUGGAGAGGGAGUGCACCUGUCAGUGCUGCGUGAUGAGAAGAAGCAGUGCCACAGUUUGUGUGAGACGAGCUCCGUGUUUUCCCCUGUUGCUUCGUUUCCUCUCCAAGCCUUGUCUUCCACCCUGCCCCCUCCCCUUACCCCUUCUCCCUGCCCUCUCCCUCCUGCCCCCUCCAUCCUGUCCCCUCACCUCACCUCCGUGGUGGUCUGCCUACCGCCUCUCAGCUUCACCGCGCGCUUCACUGCCGCCCUCCCAGAGGCACGCAGGGGAGGCACUGACUUCUCCCGGCCGGCAUACAUGGCAGCGGCGCUCAUGCUCACUGCCACACGCAACCAACUGAAGAUGGACGCGGACAGGCUGCUUGAAGCCACACGGGUUGGCAAGGACGAGUUUCAGCAGGUGGUGGCAUGCAUGGAAGCCCACUGUGCAGACCUAGCUUCACACGAUGCAGCAAAGGGUGAUGAUGCCCGUGGGGCAGCUGAAAAGGAUGGAUCACUGAUUGUCAGGCACGCCCAGUUGUGCAUGCAUGCUACUGACGUGGCACACCUGCACCAGCAACGGCAUCACCAGCAGCCGCAGAGCAUUGCUGCUGCUGAUGUGGCAGAGCACCAGCGGAGCACUACCUCAGCUGACGUGGCACCACAGUCACAGGCUCCUGCCAGCAGGAGCAACAACCGCACCAUGCCAUUGCCCCAAGCCAAGCUCACUCUAUUAAAGAGACCCCCAGGGCGUUACAGGGUCUCAGGCCCCACUGCCAUGAACCACCACAUGCCACACCUGACAUGCCCCUCCCCGUGUGCCCCUUCCCACGUGUCCCUCCCCGCAUGUCCCUCCCCGCAUAUCCCUCCCCGCAUGUCCCUCCUCGCGUGUCCCUCCCCGCCCUACAGGCAAGCUGUGUCAGACGAAGCUGCUCUUUAA
Molecule: messenger RNA, 1410 nt
Organism: Closterium sp. NIES-65
Lineage: Eukaryota; Viridiplantae; Streptophyta; Zygnematophyceae; Desmidiales; Closteriaceae
Source: the annotation of a GenBank genome assembly